Messenger RNA from Cucurbita maxima (winter squash), 966 nucleotides. RefSeq lists its product as uncharacterized. Bases 1 to 966 code for a protein of 321 amino acids. NCBI's taxonomy places the organism in Eukaryota, Viridiplantae, Streptophyta, Magnoliopsida, Cucurbitales, Cucurbitaceae. The record is from RefSeq and is a predicted model, not a curated record. The transcript has 2 exons.
AUGGGGUUGUCCAAUUCUUUUAGGUCUUUUCAUGGGGAGAAAAUCUUGGAAACUUCUGAUGAUGAUCAUUCAUGGCCACUGGAGGAGGAGUCCGAUGGCGGCGGCGGAGUGACUGAGAGUUUAGAAGAGAAGGAAACGGAUGAGUUUGUUUUUAGUUUCAGGUUCCAAACGUUUGAGGAAUUUAGCAAAUCGAAUGAAGGACAUUUUGGUUCUCACAAACUGGAUUCCAGUGGUUGUUCAUCUUCACUGAGUAACAGAUACGAGUUUUCGCCGGAGAAGAGUACCAGCCACUUUGUGGGAGAAGCUAAAGUUCCGAGCUUUACGGUGGAGGUUUUGAAUUCUUGUUCGAAACACGUGGGUUUGGGAAAUGGGAAUUUUUCUGUUCGAGAAGUUUCUGGAAAGGUUUUGGAAUCUGACGUUACAGAUUGCUUUGCCAAUGGAACAGAGGAAUUUGCCGGGAAAAUUUUGAAAUUUGAAGCCAGUGAAGAAGAAGAAGACAAUGAGAUUCUUCGGAGUUCCGAUUCAGACACCGGAGUCGAUGUCGGAGGCGGGUUUCCCUCCGAUUUGGAUUUGGAAUUCGAAACCGGCGGGUACGAACCAGACGAGGAGAUAAACGAAGAAUCGGAGAAGUCGGGGGAGGAGGGGAAUGAAAACAGAGAAGAUUCAGAGGAGUCUGAACAUGAAGAAGUGGUUGAAGAACUGAAAAUAGAAAUGAAGAAAGAGAGAGGCAGAGGGCUGGCCACCAUUUAUGAAGAAUCAGAGUCCCCGAAGGUAAUGGGAGAAUUGAGGGCAUGGAAGAUAGAUGAGAGGUCUGAGUAUGGAGAUUUAAUGGAGGAGCUUCACAAAUUCUACAAAGCUUACAGAGAGCGCAUGAGGAAAUUGGAUAUCUUGAAUUUCCAGAAGAUGUAUGCAAUGGGUGAGUUCCUUCUUCCUCAUCGCCACAUCUAUAUAUAUAUAUUAAUUUGA